AUGUCUCGCUACGAACACGACACUUUGUUGAAUAUCAACAACUCCUCCUCGACAACUCCAAGUGGCAAUGUUGGCAAAGCUGCUCUCACAGGGACUGGAAUUUCUCUCUUUGUCAUCAUUACAGCAACUCUUGCUGCUGCCAUUGCUGCUGCAGUGUUGAGUGGUUUGAUCUAUCAAUCCGUGUUGUUCUUUACCACUCAUUCCUUUGAUGUGUUGAAUGAGAUUGAAAAGUCAACCAAGGUUGUUAAUGGCACCAGUUUCAUGUUGAUGGGUGUGAAAUUAUUUCAGAAACAAAGACAAGGUGACCAAGUCACUGCAAAGUUUUUGUUGACUUAUAUUCGUUCGACACCAAACACUCCACCUGUUGUGGACCCACCACAUUAUUGGCGUGGAAAUGCAGCACAAAAUUACAAUGCCAACCAAUUCACCAUUGCUUUGGCCAACUCAGGACUCAAAUCCUCUCCACAAAGUUUAUUUGUCUUGUACAUGAACUCUGCUCAAAAAUGUUGCUUCUCUGUCGUGUCCUAUGACAAUUCCACUGACAGGUUGUCAAUCUUGAAUGCAUUCACGGAAGGCCCUUCUGGAGUGGAUUGUAAGGUUGGUUUAACAAGUUUCACCUAUGAUGCAUCGACUGUAUUGCUCUUUGAAUUGAAUUCUUUGGCAGCUUUGAAGAUUGAUUCCAAAACUGGAGAGUUGAGUGUGAAAACCAAAUCCACACAAAAUCUCAUCUAUCGAGAUAUUUUGUCCAGUGCCAAUCCAGGAGCUGUUUUUGUUGGAAAUGAUCUUGACAAUGACGAGGAAAGAUCCACUCAAUUCUUUGCUCUCUAUACCAAUAAGGACUCUGGUUACGCUUCUCUUUCAAAAAUUUCAUGGAAUGGAAAUGAUUUUGACACUUUUCGACUCAUCCCAUUAAGGAAGGUCAUGAAAAAUCCAAGACUUAGUUUUAUCGAGACGAAUAAGGCUCAAAUUUUCUAUGAAGAUUCCACACGAAAUAUGUAUCGUACGGCCAUUCUCACCUUCACCUCUGAAGCUGAAGAUACCUAUACCAUUUCAACUGUUGUAGAAGGUAUUCAUUUUGCACUUGGAACUUUAUCACCAUCUGCAUGGAAUGUCAUUGUUCCUAAUAAUUGUUUAAUGAUGAGUUGCAUUCCACUCUUACAAAGUCCAACAGUUUGA
Messenger RNA from Naegleria fowleri, 1176 nucleotides. RefSeq lists its product as uncharacterized. The record is from RefSeq and is a predicted model, not a curated record. Bases 1 to 1176 code for a protein of 391 amino acids. The transcript is spliced from 2 exons. Lineage: Eukaryota; Heterolobosea; Eutetramitea; Acrasida; Naegleriidae.